ACUGCACUGGCCGCCAUGGGGCUGGGGCUGCUGCUCCCACUGCUGCUGCUGUGGACUCGGGGGACCCAGGAGUCUGAGCUGGACCCCAGUGGGCAGCACGUCUGCAUGGCCGGCAGCCCCUCUGCUGAGCUCCAGUGCUGUCCAGGCUGGAGGCAGAAAGAUCGGGAAUGCACCAUCCCCAUUUGUGAGGGGCCAGACGCCUGCCGGGAAGAUGAGGUCUGCGUGAAACCAGGCCUCUGUCGAUGCAAACCUGGAUUCUUCGGGGCGCAGUGCAGCUCCCGCUGCCCAGGCCAGUACUGGGGCCCCGACUGCCGUGAGAGCUGCCCCUGCCACCCGCAUGGCCAGUGCGAGCCGGCCACGGGCGAGUGCCAGUGCCAAGCCAAUCGCUGGGGUGGCCGCUGCGAGUUCGCGUGUGCCUGCGGCCCCCACGGGCGUUGCGACCCCGCGACGGGCGUGUGCCGCUGCGAGCCGGGCUGGUGGUCGCCCACGUGCCACCGGCCGUGCCAGUGCUGCAGCGCCGCCUCCGGCCAGUGCGCCUGCCCGCCUGGCUUCCGCGGCCCGCGCUGCGAGCGGCCCUGUCCUGCCGGCAGCUACGGGGCGCAGUGCCGCGACAGCUGUGGCCACUGCAAGCAGAAUGAGCCAUGCUCUCCAGACACAGGCAGCUGUGAGUCCUGCGAGCCAGGCUGGAACGGAACCCAGUGUCGUAAGCCCUGCCCACCUGGCACCUUUGGCGAGAGCUGCAGGCAGCAGUGCCCCCGCUGCCGACUUGGGGAAGCCUGUCAGCCAGACACUGGGCACUGUCAGCACUGUGACCCUGGCUGGCUGGGGCCCAGGUGUGAAGACCCCUGCCCGACUGGCACCUUUGGGGAGGGCUGUGGCUCUACCUGCCCCACCUGUGUUCAGGGGGCCUGCGAUGCUGUGACAGGUGAAUGUAUCUGCAACGCCGGCUACUGGGGGCCCAGCUGCAACACUUCCUGCCCAUCUGGCUUCCAUGGAAACAACUGCUCAGUUCCCUGCGAAUGCCCAGAGGGACCCUGCCACCCUCUGUCUGGGGCCUGCCAGCUGGGCCCUCAUGGGCAGGAUGCUGCCCUCAUCGCGGGCAUCCUCGUGCCUCUGCUGCUGCUGCUCCUGGGCAUCGCCUGCUGUGCCUGCUGCUGCUGGGCUGCCCGGGUGGAUCCCAAGGACAGGCCAGUAAGAAAUGGAGCUGCCGUGUCCAGGAUGAAGCUGCAGGUCUGGGGGACACUGACCAGCUUGGGCUCUGCACUGCCCUGUGGUUCCCUCAGCAGCCACAAGCUACCCUGGGUGACAGUCUCGCACCACGACCCGGAGAUCCCCUUCAACCACAGCUUCAUUGAGCCACCCUCGGCCGGCUGGGCCUCUGACGACUCCUUCUCUUCUGAUGCCGAGUCUGGAGAGGAAGAGGACAGUCCUGCCUACUGUGUGCCACCCCGAGAAGGGAUGGUUCCCAUGGCCCAAGCAGAGUCGUCAGAGGCCAGCCUGGCUGGAGGCUCCUUCCCUCCCCCUGAGGAAGCCUCCACGCCAUUCGCCAUCCCACGCACAUCCAGCCUAGCCCGGGCUAAACGGCCGUCAGUCUCCUUUGCUGAAGGCACCAAGUUUGCUCCGCAGAGUCGCCAAAGCUCUGGGGAGCUCUCCAGCCCUCUCCGAAAGCCCAAGAGGCUCUCUCGAGGGGCCCAGCCAGGUCCUGAGGGCCAAGAGGCUGAGGAGUCCACAGGUCAGGAGCAAGCAGAAACGGACGAGGCCCCUCCUGCUGCCGCCAGCCCCAGGGACUCAACCACUGGCCGCCAUCGGCUCCUGCUUGGUGGUCGGACGGUGGCUGAGCGUGUGGAAGACAUUGAAGGUAAAGUCCAGGACAGCUCAGGCGCUGUAACCACGAUCUACAUGCUGGCAGGGACGCCCCGAGGAUCUGAGGGCCCUGUCCGGUCUGUCCUCCGCCAUUUUGGUAGCUUCCAGAAAGGCCAGGCAGAGCCCAAGUUCAAGAGUGCCAUCCCUAAGCCUCCACGCCGGGCCCUGAGUCGGAACAAGGGCAGCCCUGGGCUGGCCUCUGGCUCUGCCAGCCAGAGCCCUGGAUCAGCCACGAAUGCCGAGCUCACUGGGGCCAUGGCAUCUACAGGAGUCAGGCCAGAUGAAGGGGCCAGGGGCCUGGGGGAUGGCAUUGAGAGCUCAGGGACAGCCCGGGAACUGGUCUCCAAAGGUGGCCCCACGGAAGAAAAUCCCCAGAAGCAGGCUGAAGAGGAAGAGCAGGAGGAGCCCCAGUAUGAGAAUGUUAUACCUAUCUCUGUGCCAUCAGAGCCCCAAGGACCUUGAACUUGGCAAGUGGGAAAAUUAUGGAUGGGACUGGGCAGGGGGUGCCAGAACUGCCCAUGGACCAGAUUGUGCUUUGUGGUGGAAAAUGAUCCCAGAUCCAGGACAGACAUAGCAGAGCCUCUGCCCUUCCAUAGGGAAAAGGCAAGGGUUAGAGGCCAGUUGGCUCUGGGACCUGGCAGUGCUCCAAGAAUUGGUCUGGAAAGCCUGGGCGUAGACCUCACAGGAUGGGGUCAGUGAGGGGGAAGAGAUGGCUGCAGGUUUUUCUCUGUUCUCCUGGACUGUGUUCGCCCCAAAGGGCUAUUCUUUCCUUUAUUUGCAAAACAUUUGUCUGAAAUGGGAAACAACCUAAAGGUUUGAUGAUAAAAAAUUGGUUAAGCAAA
Molecule: messenger RNA, 2705 nt
Organism: Galeopterus variegatus (Sunda flying lemur)
Lineage: Eukaryota; Metazoa; Chordata; Mammalia; Dermoptera; Cynocephalidae
Gene: SCARF1
Product: scavenger receptor class F, member 1
Exons: 12
Coding region: 16-2325 (769 amino acids)
Molecular function (GO): scavenger receptor activity
Source: RefSeq, a predicted model, not a curated record